AUGGCAGCAGACGUCCAUUCCAUCGCCGAAGCCUCGUCCAACCCCGAGCUCGACAUCAAGAAACUCCACGCCCUCCCCUCGGAGCAGCAAGACCUCUACUUGCUAACCUUCACUGCCGACCUUGCCCGUCAUGUCGACUCCCUAGAUGGCGACGGCGCAUCGGCACACCAAAUCUACCUCAAGAGGGAGAUAUUCCAAAUCAUCAACCUCGCAUCCCCCGCACCCACGCGCGUAAUCCGAAACAACCUUGGACGAGCGAUUGGUGGUAUAUUCGAAAAGGGGGACAGGAAGCUGCUCUUUGAGUCUAUCAAUGAGUCGGUCGCUAUAUUGAAUGCUGCGGGUAAAACCGAGAAAGAUGUUAGGGCAAAGCACGCGGCUGCACAUUGUCUGGGUGCCAUGUUCGAGGCGGCAGGAGACAGCGCCAUACAACUGUCGCCAUUGGCUGCAAAGUCCCUCUUGGGCCUGGUCAAGUUUUCACAGGCUCAUACUGGCCUUCGAGCCGCACUCUUCAAGGCUGUAGGAAAGGUGUUCGAAGGGGUCAGUUCACACGCCGAUGAGUUGAUCGCAAGAGACGCAUGGAAGCAGGCUCGUAAUUGCGGAAACGACAACGCGGCUAUAGUCAAGAACUACUCAGAAAACGCACCAGUCGACUUACCCAUCCUGGGCAUAACACGCCAAAAGACUGCAAAGAAGAAGAACAAAAAGUCAGUCGACGACGACGCUGACGAUGUUGUCAUGGAGCGCUCCGAAUCUCCUGCGCCCAAGAAAUCAGCUACACAGCUUUCCUUCACCAUUGCAAGUCUCCUCAAACUGCUUGCCACACAGUACUGUCGUCCUCAGACUGGCAAUCGCGCAAGGGCUGGCAUAGCCGUAUGUUACAUCAAGACUAUCAAAGGAUUGGGCGAGCAGGUCAUCGAAUCGAAAUAUUCGGACAUCGUACGAAGUCUACUUGUGGAUGUUCUCAGCAACAAUGUUGUCGUGCAGAACCGCUACCGAACACUCAGCUCCCGCAAGUUCGUCGCAGUCAUCCUGGAAACAGUCAUCGGCCGCGAUUUGCUUGGUGAAUCUGGACAGCUCAAUGCAGCGAGGUUUCUGGUCAACGAUAUCCUCAAGGACUACCCCCAAGCCCUCAAGGAGCGUCCAGAGCCAACAAAGCAGACCCUGAUUGGCGCCCUCAGCACGCUGUCUUCUCUGUUCAGUAGCCUUGGAUCGGCUACCAACGUCAUUGCUGACUCAUGUCGAGACGCCCUGAUCCAAGUCUUGCAACAUCCAAGCUAUACUGUACAAGUGACCGCUUCAGCUUGUCUCCGUUCCUUCGUUCUCGCCUGUCCACUCCAGCUGCUCCCUGCAGUUACCAUAUGUAUGAACAGCGUCAAUCGAGAACUUGGUCUCCUCGCCGGGGCACGACAAUCGCCCAGAAAGUGCGUUGGCCUGGCGAAUGGCCUCUCAGCUGUGCUCAGUACAUCCACAUCCCAACCACUUCAUGGGUCCGUGGACGUAAACUCAAGAGUACUUUCACAGGCUACCUCGCUGCUGAAGUCAGCUAGCAACUCAGAGUUGAGAAUAGGGUCAACACAAAUACAAGUCGCAUGGAUUCUGAUCGGAGGACUGAUGACACUCGGACCGAACUUUGUCAAGAUUCAUCUGUCGCAACUUCUACUGUUGUGGAAGAACGCACUGCCUAAACCUCUAAACAGGGACAACAUGGUGCAAAGAAACUACCUCGAGCUUUGCUUCUUGGCACAUGUUCGAGAAUGUGCUUUGGGCUCAAUCUUGACCUUUUUAGAGUUCAACAGUCGGAUACUGACGCUUGACGUGACUAAGAGAUUGGCUGCAAUGUUGCAAAACACUACUAUGUUCUUGAAUACCUUGCCGGCGAAGAAGACAACCGACGACAUAUCCCAACGACUGUCUCCCGCACUACAACUCCACGAUUUUGACCUCAUGGUCCGGAGGAGGGUGCUGCAGUGCUACACCAAACUCGUUGAGCUCAGCCCAGCAAGCAGCCAUGAGGUCCUCCUCCAAACUAACCUUCUGCCUUUUGCAAUUGCAUCUUUCGCCGAACCUGACAACUACACCUCGAGUUCCUUCAGUACAGCAAUUGCUAGCGCAGCAGGGACUUUUGAAAGCAUAUGGGAAGUGGCAGAUAACCAUGGUUUCGGCGUCACUGGUCUAGUGCGCGGGUUUGACAUCAAGCCCCUCCCAGGAGAGCACGAAACAGGCACCCAACAUCACUGGCUAACAAGGCACGGUCCUGAGGCAGUUAUUGAUCGCACACUGCUCUCUCCGAUAUGCGGUGCUCGAGAGCAUGACUCGAUAUCUCUAUACAUAAGAAUAUCAGACGACAACCAUGAACUUCCUGAUCCUCCAGCCACCGAAGUCGUCAACGCAGCACUUCAGCUUUUCGCCAUCUGUCUGCCGCUUCAAACUGCCAGAAUUCAAGAAAGCAUCCUCGAGCAAAUGACGUCUUUCCUAUCAGCAAGCAGCUUGCAGCGCGAUUUCAACAGAAAGACUGCCAUGAUGGUCAACAUCGCGUAUGCAGUAUUGUCUGCACUAAAGGUCGCUGUCAAGGAGACACGCUCAGCUCCUGGCAGCCUCAAGGGAGCGGCAGUUGAAAAGGUCAUGCAAGAUCUUCUGCAUCUGUUUGUUAUUCUCCCUGAUCCUUUCAUCCGCAAUCUUGCUGGCGAGGCAUUGGGACGUCUAUGUAACAGUUCUGGUAACGCGCUCACUACUGCCGAAGUCAACUACCUGGUCGAUCAGAUUGUUGCUAACCGUGAGCCAAAUGCCCGCUCUGGUUACGCUGUUGCACUAGGCUGCAUACAUUCCCAGCUUGGAGGCAUGGCAGCUGGCUUUCAUCUGAAGAACAUCCUAGGGAUACUCAUGUCUUUAGGUAACGAUCCUCACCCGGUUGUGCAUUUCUGGGCUAUCGACUCUUUAUCUCGAGUGGCGGACUCCGCUGGUCUGUCCUUCUCCAGCUACGUCACCAGCACGCUCGGGAUGUUAGCGCAGUUGUAUGCCGCAGACACACACAACGAGGAGUCGGCAUCUCUUGCAUCCUCCAAUAUCGCGAUUGAUGUACCUACACCCGCUGUUAUUGCCCGAUGCGUCGACAGCACUAUCAAUGUGCUCGGACCAGAUCUGCAAGAUGCAGCGAAAGCAAGGGAUCUUAUUAUGACACUCGUGGGACUCUUCCAGAGCGAUUCAGACGAUCUUAUUGUCAUUGAGGGCUUGCGCUGCCAGGAACACAUCUCGUUGUAUGCGCCAGGCUAUAUGGACUUUUCCGCAUAUGUCAAACAUCUACAACGAUCAGUGGAAAGUAGUUCAGCGCAGAUACGAGACAUGGCUAUUGAUGGCUUGCACAAUCUCAUGAGACGCGAUACGGAAGAAGUUAUCAGCGCUGCCGAUCCCGGACUAGAGGACCAGUUGUGGCAUGUGCUUGAUCGAGAUUCGGAACACGAAGUUGUGCGCAACAUCAUUCGCAACUGGCUGCAUCAGACCGGAUUAUCAGAUACAGCAACGUGGGUGCAGCGUUGUCACUCGGUACUCACGAAAACGAAGAAGGUCGAGACGCAGGACAAGAUUGAGGUGAAGCCGAAAGCAGGUGCAACGGAUCUGCAGGACGAGGAAGUUGCAGGCUUUGCAUCUGCUUCCAAUGCCCCUGGAGCUGAGCCUGGAGAUGGUGCACAAGUGAGCCAAGAAUUGCUCAAAUGGCAAGUCCGAACAUUUGGCAUGGACUGCCUGAGCGAGCUUGUUGCAAUGAUAAGCAAAGAGGCGGCCUUCCGAGACGAGUCACCAUGUGUCAUGGCUUUGCAGCAAAGAGUGGCGGAUGUCGUGCGCAUUGCAUUUUCUGCCUCUACUGCUGGCGUUGUACAACUGCGGAUACGCGGUCUCAAGAUCAUAGAUCAAGUGCUCAAGCUAUUCGGGAAAACACCCGAUCCCGACUUUGCUGAGGUCACGCUUCUUGAACAAUACCAGGCGCAAAUAGGAUCUGCACUUACCCCAGCUUUUGCAGGAGAUUCAUCACCGGAACUGGCAGCAGAAGCUGUUAAUGUAUGCGCCACCUUCAUCGCGACAGGUAUCGUGACGGACGUGGAGCGGAUGGGUCGUAUUCUCAAGCUGCUUGUUUCGGCGCUUGAGAACUUUUCCAGUGAAUCCGAGACAGCAGCAAUUGGUGACCUCAAAGGCUUGAGCUCCAAUGCUCAAGUCAUGGUCAAGAUGGCAGUUUUCUCUGCAUGGGCCGAGCUCCAAAUUGCCAGCGCUGAGCAAACCUACCUAUUCUAUCAAGAUACAUGGCUCAACCUUGUUGAUGCUAUUGCUAGUCUCAUCGACGAAGAUAGUGAAUUCGUCUUUGAUGCGCUAGAUGGCAAGACCGACUUGUCUGAGUCGACACCAAAUGGCAAGGCUGAUCACAUCAACUACCGCGAUGAGCCUGUUGCUUUCUUCUUCGUGCUCUUUGGACUCGCAUUCGAGGCACUGGCAGGACGUCCGGGUGACUUACAGGCUUCCAAGGGGCAAAUACUGGAGAUUUUACAAGCACUGAAAAAGAUUCUUCGACCUUCUGUAUCUGGACAGGCAAUCUACCGAGAGGUUGUCUUUUCGGAAACAAUGGACAUGCUCGAUCGGUUGGUGCUUACCGAAGGCUUAACUGUGCAGACUGUUGUUGUGGAAAUUACACGGAAUCUCUGUCUUGGCCAUCCGUCUGCAAGAAGGGAUCAAGGGGCAACCUCUUCCGACGAACAUUUGUCGGAAGACAUUGAUCAGUUGUUUGAACUUACCAAGAUCAUGGUGCUUGUGCUUUCCGGGCUGGUCCCCGGUCUUGAAGAUAGCAAAGCUACAGGUAAAUCGCGCUUUUUGGCGUGGCAUAUACAUGCUGACUUCCAUUUAGCGCGCCACGAGAUGAACGAGGAAGCGGUUGCACUACUCACAACAGCACUUUCCUCCCUUGUCGACGCCGCGCAAGUCUUUCCCUCAAUCAUCAAAGCCGACCUCCACGCCUGCAUCCUGCACAUCUUCGCUACCAUCCUUGCCACGGGAGCAUGCCAACCGACAGUCAUCCCCCAAGCCCUCCCAAUCUUCAAGCGCUUCAUCACAAGUCUAGCCCCACACGCCGAAGCAACAGACGACACCAGCAAGCAACUCCGUGCAACCCUAUCCCGCUUCCUCGCCAUUCUCCGCCACGCCCAACAACGCGCCUUCGACGCCGCCCUCGCGUGCGAAAAGAACACUAUCCUCGCCACCACCAUCCUCCUCAGCUCCGCCGCAUCCGCCUUCUCCCCCAACGACCCGCUCGUCAAACACUUUGUAGACGACCUCUUCGACUGCCUCGCCACCCCCACAACCAGCAAAGUAGCCGCAGGCUGCAUCCGCUCGCUGCUUCUCCUCCCCAAGAAAUCACUCCUAGAAACUAAUCUCGCUAAACUCAUCCUCCCGCCUACCCUGUCUUUCCUCGCCAACCCCCCGGAUAAAGAAGGCAUCGAGGAAUCGCGGUCUACCCUCGCUUCCACGCUCGUCGCUUUUGUGUUUACACUUCAGGAACACAAACAGCGGCUUAUCGCCGCUAAAAUCAUUAUCCCCGCGCUGUUGACGCGUGUGAGGAAUGAACCGCAAGCUGUGCAGGAGACGGCGGGGAGGUUACUGGAGAUUGCGGGCAAGGAUCAGGAGGCUUUUAGGGAGGUGGUUACGGGUAUGACGGGGGAGAUGAGGAGUGAGUUGGAGAAGGUGGUGAAGAGUGGGCAGGGGGGGAGGAGGGCCGAGGUUAGGGGGGAGGAGGAGGGGUUGCCGAAGAUUGCGCUUAAGAUGGAUUUUGGGGUGUAA
Pyrenophora tritici-repentis Pt-1C-BFP is the source of this 5814-nucleotide messenger RNA. The record is from RefSeq and is a predicted model, not a curated record. NCBI's taxonomy places the organism in Eukaryota, Fungi, Ascomycota, Dothideomycetes, Pleosporales, Pleosporaceae.